Messenger RNA from Arachis ipaensis, 2500 nucleotides. Its product is annotated as protein FAR1-RELATED SEQUENCE 5-like. The record is from RefSeq and is a predicted model, not a curated record. NCBI's taxonomy places the organism in Eukaryota, Viridiplantae, Streptophyta, Magnoliopsida, Fabales, Fabaceae.
GUGAUAACGAAGAAGAAGGGGAGGAUGAUUUUGAGUUAUGCAUAAUUUAUUAAAAAAUAACACUGAAAUUUUUUUGCCAUGACACAGAAGUUUCUUAAUUUUAACACCGAAAUAUCUUAUCUGUGACACUAAGAGGGUGAAAUAAAAAUGAUAAGAAUGUGAAAGAAGAAGAGGCGGAGAAAGAGGAGAAGGAAAAGUUUUGAAAUAUUAUUUAGUUGAAUGAAUGUAUGUUUACACUUAUGUGAGGUCUAGGAUGUAUAGGAAAAUUUUUUCUACACAUGUAUGCUAUUGCUGUCAGCUUAAGAUUUUGACAAAUGUCUAAAUAAAAGUUAGUUGAAGACAAAUAUUGCAAAAGGAGCUGACAUAAAGAAUAUUUUGUCUACUACUGGCACGUGAUCACUUAUGCUAAAUUAUGUUAAUUAGUUUAGUUUAGCGUGAGUAAUUAAUUUAGAAGAUAUUGGGCUAGGGGUGUUUGGAAUUUUUGAUUGUCAGUGUGAUUGGUUUUUGCCAUAGUGGGAAUUGAAUUGAAAUGGAGGGAGCAUAUUGAAUUGGAAUGGAAGCAGCAUAUAUAAGGAGCUAUAGCGGCAGAUUGGGAAAGGAAAGAAAUGAGAGAUCUUCCAACCCCGGGUCAGCUCAUAGGUUGGGGAUUUGGUUUUCUGUGGUCUGGGCUUGUUUGUUGGCCUGGACCCUAACAAAAAAAAAACACGGUAACAUUGGUAAAAAAAAAUAAUGUGACAUUAUGAGAUAAGGGAAUGUUACGUGGGUUUGGUUUAGGAUUUUGUUGCAGGUUUUGAAUGUUGGUGCAAGUGGUUUCACCAUCCGCCCAGAUCGGAGUGGAAUUGGGGGAUAUCAGCAUUGUCGUUGUAGAGGGUUGGGAGAAGGAGACCGGUUUUUUCAGCUGCUGUCCAUCUCGUAUGCGGCGGAGGAAUGGAGAUGGAAUUCACAAAAGAAAAUAAGGUUUGCGACACGAUGGAAGGAAGGAAGUAAAAGGGAUGAGGGGUGUAAGUCUGAUGAGGAAUUGGAUGAUGCAUGCGGCGGUGACGGCACGAAUGUAGUAUCGGAUGAGUAUGUAUCCGAUUAUGCUGAUGUGUUCGGGUUGUCAGAACAGGAUAUAAUGAGAAAGGUCUUUCGAAGUGAGGAAAGAGCGUAUGAUUUUUACAGUAAAUUUGGCAGAUGUCAUGGAUUUGGCGUGCGCAAGGGGGAUUAUGGAAAGGAUGAAGAAGGAAAUUUGAUAAGGAGAAGGUUUUUUUGUAAUAGGGCUGGACUGAGAGAUGAGAAACACUUGAACAGAUUGGAUAGAAAAAGGGGAUACCGUCCUGAAACAAGGACUAAUUGAAUGGCAAAGCUGUCGAUUUAUCUGGAUAGGGAAAACUCAGCAUGGAAGGUCUGCAAAGUAAUCUUGGAUCACAAUCAUGAACUGACACCUCGAGGGAUGAUGCACAUGAUUCCGAAAUUCCAUCGUAUAUCGGAUGCUGCAAAGGCAAACAUAGAUGGCAUGCGUGGGUAUGGUGUUUCGACAUCAAAGAUUUUGGGUUACAUGGCUGGGGUUGCUGGAUGGUACUCUUUGUUGGGCUUUACAAAAAAUGAUGCAUACAACUACAUUGAUCACAUGAGGUGGGCCAAGGUUGUUAAUGGUGACUCAAAUGCCGCUAUUGUAUAUCUAGAGGGAAAGGCAGCGGCGGAUCCAAUGUCAAUGGCUAGGUAUAAUGUUACAAAGGAUGGAAUGUUGGCGAACAUGUUCUGGGCUGACGGACCUUGCAGAGUAGACUAUCAGUAUUUUAGGGAUGUGGUCGCCUUUGACUCAACAUACAAGAAGAAUAAGUACCAGCGCCCGUUAGUGAUAUUCUCUGGGUCAAACAAUCAUAAGCAAACCACGAUAUUCGGAUUUGGAUUGGUGCUAGACGAAACAAUGUAUAGUUAUACGUGGAUGUUGGAGAAUUUGUCAGAGGUGAUGUGUAAUAAGCACCCUUCUGUUGUGGUAACUGAUGGCGAUGAUGCGAUGAUUGCGACAGUUAAAAAAGUGUUUCCAGAAGCUACUCAGCGGUUGUGUGCAUGGCACUUACAGAAGAAUAUAAUCUCGAAUGGAGGCGAGUAGAUGUUUCGUGAGAUGUUCUAUAAAUGGCUUUAUGCUGACAUGAAGGUAGAUGACUUCGAGGUUGAAUGGGAAGAAGCUUUUGAGGAAUUUGGUCUACACGAAAAAUGUUGGGCAAACCAGAUGUACGAGAAAAGGCACAUGUGGUGUAAUGCGUACCUUCGUGGCAAGUUUUGUACUGGAUAUCGCACAACGUCUAGGUGUGAAGGAAUAAAUUCUCACAUAAAGGGAUUUUGAACUCAAGACAUAGUAUUUUGGAAUUGGUGCAAAAGGAAUGGGAAGGCCCAAGGAAAUACCAACCCACAUCAUAAAGUGACCUCUUAUGCUAGUGAAUCGUAAAUACAAAAUUUUUUUUGGCUAUAUUCCACAAAUCUUACCAGGGAAGCCAUCCCUGAUAUGAUGAAGCUU